Messenger RNA from Mollisia scopiformis, 3951 nucleotides. Its product is annotated as ribosomal RNA-processing protein 12. NCBI's taxonomy places the organism in Eukaryota, Fungi, Ascomycota, Leotiomycetes, Helotiales, Mollisiaceae. The coding region runs from base 30 to 3791 and encodes 1253 amino acids. The record is from RefSeq and is a predicted model, not a curated record. The transcript is spliced from 2 exons.
GGCGCAGAGAGCCGACACAUUCCUUCGAAAUGUCUCUCCAAGAGAAGCUCGACAAGAUUCGAUCGCCGAAGCUACAGAAUCAACAUCAAACGGGAAUUGUACUCUCUGCAGUGGAGGAUACACUACGAGACCAGAAGACCGAAGCCUCUCCCAAUGGUUAUUUCGCAGCACUCCUCGCCUUACUUCGACAGGCUGUUUCUACUACUGGUGUGAAUAAGGAUUUGGCAACUUCAGUUGUCUAUUUGCUUGAUGUCGUUGCGCCAUAUGCCCCGCAACCGCUUCUCCAAUCGAAGUUUUCGGAAAUCCUUACCAGUCUGGCCCCCGCCUUGACAUUCGCUGAAGCAGAUGCACCAUUGCUUCGACCCUCGAUAGGAUGUCUCGAAACUCUACUGGUGGCUCAGAAUUCGAAAGCAUGGGAACUGUCGCAAACGCAAAUAAGCCCGCGUCGUGCUGUAGCUGGUCUUUUGGCUCUGGCAGUUGACCACCGACCGAAGAUUAGGAAGCGGGCCCAGGAGGCUUUAGCAAAAGUCCUGAAGAAUCCCCCACCAAGUUUAUCGUUGGACCAUCCCGCGGCAGAUAUGUGUGCGGAGACUGCAUUGAAAAGUCUAGUUGAUCUUGCUACACGGUCAAGCCAGGCCAAGAAGCAAAAGAAAGGCGGGGCGACGGAGCAUGAGCCGGCAUUGAUCCACGCAUUACAACUUGUUAAGACUGUUGCUUCUGCUUCAGGAGGAUGGCCGGCCAAGAAAAUCGAGGCCCUAUGCGAGAUUCUUCUGAAUAUCUCGAGGUCGAGCAAUGAGUAUAUGACCAUGGCCUCAUUCGAAGUAUUUGAGAUUAUAUUCGAGGGAAUGGCAGCAGAUGAAGCAUCAUCCUCAAAGCUCCCACGACUGCUUGAGGUGAUUUCGGAACUCAGACCUUCACAGAACGAUUCCCAGCUUCUACCACCAUGGAUUGCUGUAUUAUCGCGAGGAUACGACGUGUCGGCUCAGAUUGAACCAGAGGAGACGUUUUCAAAGCUUCCAGAUCUCUUCAACCUCGUGUCCGCAUUCUUGGCGUCGUCAUCACACAAUAUACGAAUUUCUGCUUCCGAAUGUUUAAUAUCCUUCAUGGCAAACUGUGUUCCAAACUCCGUUCUGAUGGAACCCUCGAUAUAUGACGAGAAGAUCUUGGAAAAGCUAGCAAAAGCUGCAGUAGACCUGCUGAGUGUCAAAUAUCAAGCGGCAUGGAUUGAGACCUUCAACGUGAUGGGUGCCAUGUUUGAUGGACUACGAUGGAUGGCCGAUCCUAUUUUAGCUGAUGUCGUAAAGACCAUUGGUGAGCUUCGUGGGAACGAUUCGUUCGCUGGCAAGAAAGAGGCCGAUGAAACCAUUGGCAAAGCCAUCCGAGCCAUGGGACCUCAAAGUGUUCUCAAAAUAUUACCUUUGAACCUGGCCAAACCAAAACCCGGACAACCUGGCCGUGCUUGGAUGCUCCCAAUUAUGCGUGACUAUGUUAGCAACACAAAUCUCGCACAUUUCAGGUCCGAAUUCGUUCCACUGAGCGAGAUUAUGUUUCAAAGAGUGAUCGACUAUGGGGGAGCUGAGAAGACCAUGGAGAUCAAGAUCUUUGAGACUCUCGUUCAGCAGAUUUGGGCAUUAUUACCAGGUUACUGUGACUUGCCGCUCGACUUGACUGACUCAUUUGAUCAGUCUUUUGCUGAGCUGGUAGCGAACUUACUUUACAAACAAACCGAGUUACGUCCUGAUGUCUGUAGAGCUCUGCAGACAUUGGUAGACUCGAACAAAGUCAUAGCUACUAUCGAGGCAGAGGAUGAAGACCUGAUGCUGCAAAGUCGAGUUUCCAAAGCUACAGCUCAGAGAAAUCUGGACCACCUCUCGACCUUCGCCAGCAAUAUGCUCGCGGUCCUGUUCAACGUCUACAGCCAGACGUUGCCACAAUACCGCUCGUAUAUACUGCAAUGCAUAAACGCAUACCUGAGCAUCGCGCCGAUUAAAGAUAUCAUGGAGACCUUCGAACGAGUAAGCACAAUGCUUGCCUCAGCGAUCACGGAAACAGUAGCACAACCCCCCGCGGAGAAGCAAAAGCAAAAAGAGCACAAGGCAGUGGAUAAGAUGCCACCCACCAGCCAUACUCUGAUGGACUUGGUUAUCACAAUUGCCAUCUACCUUCCUCGAGAGAGUUUUGCUACUCUCUUCAACAUCGCUUCUAUCAUUAUCGUCAAGAACGAUGACCCACAGCUUCAAAAGAAAGCUUAUAAACUCAUCCCAAGGCUUGUUGAGUCGGAAGUAGGCAAACAAGCUUUGAGAGAGCGAAGCGCAGAACUUCAACAACUACUCCUCAGCAGUGCAGAAAAGGUCUCUGCUCCAGCUAAGCGGGAUCGUCUGUCUUCCAUUUCCACCCUCAUUCCUUUUCUUCCCAGCGACUCUUUACACUUCAUCCCCAGCAUUCUUUCAGAAGUUGUCAUCUCCUGUAAAGAAGUGAACGAGCGCGCACGAACCGCAGCUUUUGAUCUUCUCGUUCUCAUGGGUGAAAAAAUCGCUUCAUCGGAUGGGGCGAUGAUCGAGAACAGCAAGGUUGCCCACAUGGCAGAAGAUGCACCAGCAGUUCCUGCGACACUCGAAGAAUAUUUCACAAUGGUUAGCGCGGGUUUAGCAGGCAAUUCACCACACAUGCAAUCUGCUUGUAUCACAGCAUUAACUCGAAUACUGUACCACUUUCGCGAAUCACUCCAAGUCGAGACAAUUACAGAGUUGGUCGAGACCAUGGAUCUGUUCCUCACUUCCAACAACCGCGAAAUUGUCCGCAGCGUCCUGGGAUUUGUAAAAGUCUCCGUCAUUAGUUUGCCUUCGAAUGUUAUGCUUCCACGGCUGAAAACUCUAGUGCCAAACUUGAUGGUCUGGAGUCAUGAGCACAAAGCUCAUUUCAAGGCCAAAGUCAAGCAUAUCCUAGAACGCAUGAUCCGACGAUAUGGCGUGGAUGUUGUGAACAAGAACUGCCCAGAAGAAGAUCGCAAACUCAUCGCUAAUAUCAGAAAGACCAGGGAGAGGAACAAGAGGCACAAAGAUGCUGCAAAAGCAGCAGGUGCCGAAGGAGAUGAUGAUGAAGGCGAGACCAAGCGAAAGAGCCGCUUUGAGAGCGAGUACGACGAUGUCAUCAAUGCCAGUGAAGAAUCGGACGGCUCUGAUGUUUCAGACAACGAAGUCCUUGGCAAGAGCAAACGAGGUGCGAAGAAGGGUGGCAAGACCUACAUCGUUGAAGAUGAGGAGGAGCCUCUGGAUCUACUUGAUCGUAGGGCGUUGGCCAACAUUUCAUCGACGAAACCUCUCAAGCAAAAGACACAUGUGAGAACAAAAGCGAAGAUGGAUCUUGAUGGAAAACUGUUACUUGGUGGUGACAGCGAUGAUGACGACGAUGCGAUGAUCAUUGAUACCCCGGCAGAGAAGAAGGGAGAUGAAGGAGGCGUUGAUGCAUAUGUCAGUGCCAUCAAGGGCCGUGACGCCGUACAAAGAGGCAGAGGAGGUAAGUUGAAGUUCUCCAAUAAGAGGAGCAAAGACGAAGACGACGAGAUGGAUGUCGAUGAAGAUGAUAUGAAAGCUGUCAAGAAGCAAAUUGGAGGCAACUCGAGAGACAGCUUCCGAGGCAGAGGUAGAGGAGGAAGAGGAGGCCGCGGUGGGAGAGGCGGGAUUGCAAAUGGAAGAAGGGGCUUAGGCGAGGAGAAGCGACACAGCAGCGGUGGAUACAGGGGCGGAGGUAGAGUCAUGAAAUCCCCACGCGGGAAAGGUGUACGGAGGUAAAAUCAAGGUACGAAUAGCAUGAAUGGAGUCUGGACUGAUCUUUAAUUGUUCUGGGAAAGGACUGACAUUAGCUCGUCACAUGAUGUCGGGCUAGUUGGUGAUGACUUCACCUGUCAACAGGUCUUCAUAAGGUACUACCACAACAUCAACCAAUGCUUCU